Molecule: messenger RNA, 7216 nt
Organism: Columba livia (rock pigeon)
Lineage: Eukaryota; Metazoa; Chordata; Aves; Columbiformes; Columbidae
Gene: PSME4
Product: proteasome activator subunit 4
Exons: 48
Coding region: 133-5667 (1844 amino acids)
Biological process (GO): proteasomal ubiquitin-independent protein catabolic process
Cellular component (GO): nucleus; spermatoproteasome complex; cytosol
Molecular function (GO): proteasome binding; peptidase activator activity
Source: RefSeq, a predicted model, not a curated record
CCGGAAAGGGAGUGAGCGGGGCGGAGCGGCCGUGCCGUUCCGUUCCAUUCCGUUCCGUUCCCCGGUGUGUCGUCACGGCGCGCUGCCGGGUGACCGGGGCGGCGGCGGGCGCGGAUCAGCGCAGCCCCGGCCAUGGCGCCGCCGCCACCAGCACCGCAAAAGGAGAUCGUGUACAACAAACUACUGCCCUACGGGGAGCGCCUGGAGGCCGAGGCCGCUCGUUUCCUCGCCCAGAUUAAAGACAACCUGGCCCGGGCCGUGCAGCUGCAGGAGCUGUGGCCCGGGGGGCUCUUCUGGACUAGGAAGCUUUCGACAUACAUCCGAUUAUAUGGGAGGAAAUUCAGCAGAGAAGAUCACGUGCUUUUUAUCAAAUUGUUGUACGAGUUGGUGACGAUUCCCAAACUGGAGAUCAGCAUGAUGCAAGGAUUUGCGCGCCUGCUGAUAAACCUGUUAAAGAAGAAAGAACUGCUUUCCAGGGAUGAUUUAGAGUUACCAUGGAGACCGCUUUAUGAAAUGUUGGAAAGGAUAUUGUACUCCAAAACAGAACAUCUUGGAUUAAAUUGGUUUCCCAAUUCAUAUCGACCAGGCUUGUCUUCACCUAAAACAUUUGUGCUUAAUGUAUUACAUAGGUGUUCUGUAGAAAGUGUCCUGAAAACACUGGUGAAGAGCUGCAGGCCAUACUUUCCGGAAGAUGCCACUGCGGAGAUGCUGGAUGAAUGGCGGCCGUUAAUGUGUCCGUUUGACGUUACCAUGCAGAAGGCUAUUGCCUACUUUGAACUUUUCCUGCCCACCACCCUUCCUCCCGAGCUCCACCACAAGGGUUUCAAGCUUUGGUUUGAUGAAUUUAUAGGCCUUUGGGUGUCAGUUCAAAAUCUCCCCCAAUGGGAAGGGCAUCUUGUAAAUCUUUUUGCACGCUUGGCCACUGACAACAUCGGGUACAUAGAUUGGGAUCCGUAUGUGCCAAAGAUUUUUACCAGAAUUUUGAGGAGUUUAAAUCUUCCGGUGGGAAGCAAUCAAGUGGUUGUUCCAAGAUUCUUAACAAAUGCUUACGAUGUAGGACAUGCGGUAAUGUGGAUCACAGCCAUGAUGGGUGGACCAAGUAAACUAGUGCAGAAGCACUUAACUGGGCUGUUCAAUAGCAUCGCCUCUUUCUACCAUCCUUCAAACAAUGGGCGCUGGCUGAACAAACUGAUGAAACUACUUCAAAGGUUACCCAGUGGCGUUGUCAGGAGGCUGCAUCGUGAGCGCUACAAGAAAACAACUUGGUUAACUCCUGUGCCUGCGAGUCAUAAACUGACUGAUCAGGAUGUUACAGACUUUGUCAAAUGCAUUAUUCAACCUGUUCUUCUGGCUAUGUUUAGUAAAACUGGAAGCCUGGAGGCUGCCCAAGCCCUGCAGAACCUUGCACUGAUGCGUCCUGAAUUAGUAAUUCCGCCUGUACUUGAGAAAACAUAUCCUGCACUGGAGACGCUGACCGAGCCUCACCAGCUCACCGCCACCCUGAGCUGUGUCAUCGGGGUCGCGCGCAGUCUGGUGUCGGGGGGGAGGUGGUUUCCCGAAGGCCCAACACACAUGCUACCUCUGCUCAUGAGAGCCCUGCCGGGGGUGGAUCCCAACGACUUCAGCAAGUGUAUGAUUACAUUCCAGUUCAUUGCAACAUUUUCUACUUUGGUGCCUUUAGUAGAUUGUUCAUCUGUUUUGCAAGAAAGAGAUGAUCUUUCAGAGGUGGAAAGAGAAUUGUGCUCUGCAACGGCUGAGUUUGAGGAUUUUGUGCUGCAGUUUAUGGAUAGAUGUUUUGGGCUUAUAGAGAGCAGCACGCUGGAACAAACCAGAGAGGAGACCGAAACUGAGAAAAUGACUCAUCUGGAGAGUCUCGUGGAGUUAGGGCUCUCUUCUACUUUUAGCACAAUCCUUACUCAGUGUUCUAAGGAUAUCUUUAAGGUUGCCUUGGAGAAGGUCUUUAACUUUGCUGUUUCAAAUAUAUUUGAGACAAGAGUUGCUGGUCGAAUGGUUGCUGACAUGUGCCGAGCUGCGGUAAAAUGCCGCCCUGAGGAAUCCUUGAAGCUGUUUGUACCGCACUGCUGCAACGUUAUAACUCACCUCACAGUCAAUGAUGAUGUUUUACAUGACGAAGAACUAGAUAAGGAGCUGCUUUGGAACCUUCAGCUUUUGUCAGAGAUCACUCGAGUGGAUGGCAAGAAGUUGCUACCGUACAGGGAGCAGCUUGGGAAGAUACUGCAGCGAACCCUCCACCUAACCUGUAAGCAGGGUUACAUUCUGUCUUGUAACCUACUGCACCACCUUCUUCGUUCUGCUACACUUAUCUACCCCACAGAGUACUGCAGUGUGCCAGGUGGCUUUGACAAGCCUCUUUCUGAAUACUUUCCUAUCAAGGACUGGGGUAAGCCAGGUGACCUGUGGAACUUGGACAUCCAGUGGCACGUUCCUUCGCCUGAGGAAAUAAACUUCGCUUUUUAUUUGCUGGAUACUUUUCUUCAGCCCGAGCUCAGCAGGCUGGAGCACUAUGCAGCUGGCGAGCUAGAGAUGUCCAGAGAUGAUGUGCAGCAGUGUCUUGCUAUCGUGCAUAACUGCUUGAUUGGAUCAGGGAACAUUCUGCCUCCUCUGCAAGGAGAAAGGGUGGCUCACCUGGUUCCAAGUCUGGUGUCUUUGGAAGAGACAAAACUGUACACUGGUGUUGAAUAUGAUCUAUCAAGAGAGAAUUAUCGAGAAACAAUUGCAAGGGUUACAAGGAAAUUGCUGCGCUAUAUACUUGAUAAUUCAGAAGAUGAUACCAAGUCUUUAUUUCUAAUAAUAAAGAUUAUUAGUGAUGUUUUACAGUUCCAAGGGUCUCACAAACAUGAGUUUGAUUCACGGUGGAAAAGCUUCAAUCUGGUGAAAAAGUCGAUGGAGAACAGGCUUCGAGGGAAGAAACAGCAUAUCCGGGCUUUGCUGAUUGACAGAGUUAUGUUGCAGCAUGAGCUGAGAACACUAACGAUGGAAGGCUGUGAAUAUAAAACCUCCCACCAAGAGAUGAUCAGAGAUCUUUUGUGUUUGUCCACAAGUUCAUAUGGCCAGGUCAGAAGUAAAGCUCAGCAGGCGUUCUUCACAGCUCUGGGAACUUACAACUUUUGUUGCAGAGAUAUCAUUCCCUUGGUUUUGGAGUUCUUGCGUCCAGACCGGCAAGACGUCACUCAAAAGCAAUUUAAAGGUGCCUUAUAUUGUCUCCUUGGAAAUCACAGUGGAGUAUGUUUGGCCAAUCUCCAUGACUGGGACUGUAUUGCGCAGACCUGGCCAGCGAUUGUUUCUUCUGGGCUUAGCAAAGCCAUGUCCUUGGAAAAACCAUCCAUAGUCCGACUCUUUGAUGACCUAGCAGAAAAAAUCCAUAGGCAGUAUGAAACCAUUGGGUUGGAUUUUACAGUUCCAGAGAAAUGUGUUGAGAUAGCCGUUCUGCUGCAGAAAUCAGAACAUCCCAGCUCAGACUUCACGGGUCUCGGCUCAGAGGAGAUUCAGUUAGGAAUUCAGCGGCAGAAAGAAAAGAACGCUGAGGCUCUGCGAAACUAUGAAAAUCUGGUCAACAUGUUGCUGGACUGUGUGGAACAAAGAAAUCUUCCCUGGAAGUUCGAGCACAUAAGCAUUGGGUUUCUGUCUCUGCUGCUGCGGGAUGACAGGAUCCUGCCUGUCCGGGCCAUCAAGUUCUUUGUGCAGUGUCUCAACCACGAUGCGAUUGUAGUUCGGAAGGUGGCCAUCUCGGCCGUGGCUGGGAUCCUGAAGCAGCUGAAGAGAGCGCACAAGAAAGUGCCCAUCUGCCCUUAUGAAAUAACAGGCGGCAGCCCGAAGCCUCCCGGCAUCCAGGCCGGUGACCGCGCCGACAACCAGUGGCUGCACUACGACAGUGGGCGGCUGCCCAAGACCAAGGAAGCUUGGGAGUCGUGUUGUUUUGUGGAGAAAACGCACUGGGGGUACUACACCUGGCCCAGAACGAUGACAGUUUACGCUCCAGCUGAGCAUCAACCAAAGCUCGGGCGGAGGAGAGAGGAGCUGUCAGAGGCAGAACAAAUUAUAUAUGAUCACUUUUCAGACCCCAAGUUUGUUGAGCAGUUAAUCAAAUUUUUGUCGUUAGAAGAUAGGAAAGGAAAAGACAAAUUUAAUCCUCGCAGAUUUUGCCUCUUCAAGGGCCUUUUCCGAAACUUCGACGACGCCUUCGUGCCGGUGCUGCAGCCGCACUUGGAGCAGCUGGUGGCCGACUCCCACGAGAGCACCCAGAGAUGCGUGGCUGAAAUUAUAGCGGGGCUAAUCCGGGGCUCGAAGCACUGGACCUUUGAGAAGGUGGAAAAACUUUGGCAGCUUCUGUGUCCGUUGCUUCGAACAGCUUUAUCCAACAUCACAGUGGAAACCUAUAACGACUGGGGCACGUGCAUCGCGACCUCCUGUGAGAGCAGAGAUCCCAGGAAACUGCACUGGUUAUUUGAGCUGCUGUUGGAAUCUCCACUGAGUGGCGAAGGAGGAUCAUUUGUAGAUGCGUGCCGACUGUACGUGCUGCAAGGCGGGCUGGCGCAGCAGGAGUGGCGGGUACCGGAGCUGCUGCACCGGCUGCUCAAGUACCUGGAACCCAAACUCACGCAGGUUUACAAGAACGUCCGAGAGAGAAUAGGAAGUGUUUUGACAUACAUAUUCAUGAUAGAUGUUGCCUUGCCAAAUACUGCUGCAACUAAAUCUCCUCGUGUCCAUGAAUUUACUACCCGGAUACUUGAAAAUCUGAAACCUCUCAUGGAAGCAGAUGAAGAAAUUCAGAAUCAUGUUAUGGAAGAGAAUGGAGUUGGUGAACAAGAUGAGCGAACUCAGGGCAUUAAACUCUUAAAAACUAUUCUGAAGUGGUUGAUGGCAAGUGCAGGACGGUCCUUCUCUACAGCUGUCACUGAGCAACUCCAGCUUCUGCCCUUAUUUUUCAAGAUUGCACCGGUAGAAAAUGACAAUAGCUACGAUGAGCUCAAAAGAGAUGCGAAGAUGUGUUUGUCCUUAAUGUCUCAGGGUUUGCUGUAUCCUCAGCAAGUGCCUUUGGUACUUCAGGUGCUAAAACAAACAGCAAGAAGCAAUUCUUGGCAUGCUCGCUAUACCGUGCUAACCUACCUCCAGACCAUGGUGUUCUACAACCUCUUCAUCUUCCUCAACAACGAAGCGGCGGUCAAGGACAUCAGGUGGCUGGUUAUAAAACUGCUGGAAGACGAGCAGCUCGAGGUGCGGGAGAUGGCAGCGACCACGCUGAGCGGGCUCCUGCAGUGCAGCUUCCUGGCCAUGGACGCGCCCAUGCAGACCCACUUCGAACAGCUCUGCAAGAUGAGCUUGCCCAAGAAGAGGAAGCGAGACGUGGGCUCUGCCGUGGAUACGAUUCCUUCUGGUGAUCUGGUGAAGCGCCACGCGGGUGUGCUGGGGCUCAGCGCCUGCAUCCUGUCCAGCCCCUACGACGUCCCCACCUGGAUGCCACAGCUCCUCAUGGACCUCAGCGCCCACCUCAACGAUCCGCAGCCCAUCGAGAUGACUGUGAAAAAGACGCUGUCGAAUUUCCGGAGGACCCACCACGACAACUGGCAGGAGCACAAACAGCAGUUCACGGACGACCAGCUGCUCGUGCUGACCGACCUCUUGGUGUCCCCCUGCUACUAUGCAUAGGUUUCUCCUGGAAAAACGAGGCUGUAGGAACACUUCUGCACAAUAAAGGAAGCUCAAAGAAAUUUAUUGCGUAGAAAACUUUGCAUUGGAAAUACUGAUGCCUAAUCAAAACCACUUUUAAAUACAAACUGAAAGACCUGGUUCUAUUCAAAAAGAACUUCACCUCCCCGGGGAGCAGCCGUGGGAGCCCCACGGCCUCCUCGUAACUGCGCUUGCAGAGCCUGGCCGUGGGUUUAUCACGAGCCCCUUGUCCCUGGCCUGCACCACACACCAGUCUGGUUCCUGCGUUCAUGCACACCGCGACUUACCCUGCGCAUUUCUCACCCCCUUUUCCUGACCCUCCUUCCCAGCUGUUCCCACAUCAGUCGCGCAGCCCCAAAGCGUGCUGCAAACCAGAAUAUUCUCAGUGAAGCUCUCCGGUUCUGCCGAUGCAACUUCUCGCCUGGUCAGCGUGCGGCACCAGGAACCUCUCUCAGAGUUUAUUUUUCAGUACUCGGAUUUGAGCGCCCGUCGGGCUCUGUAUCAUUCAGUCCACCUCAGGGCAGGGUUGCCUUUUUGUAUCUUCCUCAUCAAAAUGUAAAUAGCUGCUGAUCUCUGGGCAGGACAAAGCGCGGGGAGGGAAAGCUCUUGCUGCCUGGCCAGGUCUUCAUAGACAGCUUGACCACGUGUGGAAUAAAAUAUCUCCGAUUAUCUGCGUAUUUUUAAGGGUGAAAGACUAUGGUGUUUCCACAUAAUUAGAGCCCACAGCUAUCAAAUUAUGGACUAUCGAGUGGUGGUUAAAUGCACGGAAUGAAACGUAUGCACAAGUGUGAAAAAGCACCGAGUGGCUGACUCUCUAACAGCACGUUCUCGUGCAGGUUGUCGCUGUUUGAAGAUUGUGGAAGCUCUGCGUUGUUUUGCCUGCAGCUUUGUUCAGAGACUGGUAUCUAUUGGCUAUUUAAUGACAUGUUUAAUAUGUGUUACAUAGUUGUAAAAGACUGUAUAAAUUGUAGAGGCAUUGCAUUGACGAAACAUUGUACAGUUUGCAACCUUUUACAUAACACCAUUGUGAGAUUAAUUUGUAAAGAUUCAUACUUAGAUGUUAAUACAGUAGUAGUUCUGGCUUUUGUAUCAAAUCAAAUGCCAUUAUUAGUUUUUUAAAUUAUUUUUCUUUAACAGAAUAUCUCUCUGUGCCCGAAAGGCGGAAGUUUUGUUUUGGUUUUCUUGUAUCUCAUUAUUACUAUGUCUCCUUCAGAUUUUAACGCAACACUUGUGGCCAUCUCUAAACGCUGACAUCACAUAUUCCGGUGUGAUUAGCUCAUAGGAUGUGAGGUACAUUGGAAUAACUCAUCAAGUGGUGUGUGUUUCAAGUUUCCACGCGAUCCCGCAGGAGCACUGACCCACGUGAGCGAUGUAGGUGCCGAGUGUGAGCCAUUCCAAGCACAGCCAUGUCCCGCUGCGGUAUGUAACGAGUGGCAGCGCACACGUGUAACCACUGUAUAGCGUAGUGCCAAAGUUAUUAUUUCAAUUGUGUACGUAGUUGAAGACCCAAUAAAUGGACUGUUUGUAA